Prorocentrum cordatum is the source of this 3122-nucleotide messenger RNA. Lineage: Eukaryota; Dinophyceae; Prorocentrales; Prorocentraceae. The record is from the annotation of a GenBank genome assembly.
GCUUCAACGAGACUCUCCGGGAAACCUACAUCACGCAGAUUUUGCGUGCCACCAAAGCUCAGUGCAUCACUACGAGCCCGCCGACAAAGUGGCCGCGCACCCUGAACAGAGACUUCAUUGCCGGCUGGAUCGCGGCGCACGGGGACAAUUGGGAAUCGACGCUCACUUCAGGCCUUCAAGUAUGGCAGCCCCGGAAAGAACAUCGCCAGGGUCUCACAACGAUCACUCUCGAGGACUGGGGCAUCGCCCUGGGGGUGUCCUUCAAAGGGUACCGGCAGGACCUACGCCCCCAAUACGUGCAACAGAUCUUGGACGCAGCGCGGGCACUUCCACGCAGCUCGACACCACACGACACCAGGCGGACGAAGUGGCCUCGCAUACUCACCGCCGACUUCAUCUCUACGUGGAUUGCGGAUCAGGGCGAGUCCUGGGAAACGACUCUAGAAUCCGGCCUGCAAGCCUGGAGCCCUGCCAAAAAGCAGCGGCACGGCAGCUUCGACAUUACUAUCGAGGACUGGUGCGUCGCCCUAGGGGUGUCCUUCAAAGGGUACCGCCAAGCCUUGCGGCCCCAAUACGUGCAACAGAUCUUGGACGCAGCGCGGGCACUUCCACGCAACUCGACAGCAGACGACACCAGGCGGACGAAGUGGCCUCGCAUACUCACCGCCGACUUCAUCUCUACGUGGAUUGCAGAUCAAGGCGACUCCUGGGAGACGAUUCUAGAAACCGGCCUGCAAGCCUGGAGCCCUGCCAAAAAGCAGCGGCACGGCAGCUUCGACAUCGCUAUCGAGGAAUGGUGCAUCGCCCUGGGGGUGCCCUUCAAAGGGUACCGCCAAGCCUUGCGGCCCCAAUACGUGCAACAGAUCUUGGAUGCAGCGCGGGUACUUUCAGAUAGUUCGACAGCAGACCACAUCAGGCGGACGAAGUGGCCCCGCAUUCUCACCGCCGACUUCAGCUCUACGUGGAUUGCAGAUCAAGGCGAGUCCUGGGAGACGACUCUAGAAUCCGGCCUGCAAGCAUGGACCCCUGCAAGAAAGCAGCGGUACGGCAGCUUCGACAUUACUAUCGAGGACUGGUGCAUCGCCCUGGGGGUGUCCUUCAAGGGGCACCGCCAGCCGGCAAAAAAGCAGAGAGGCUCCGACGACAUCACCAUCGAGGAGUGGUGCGCAGCUCUGCUCAUUCCAUUCAAAGGUUUCCGCAACGACCUCCGGCCGCAGUACAUCGACCGCAUCCUUCACGCUACUUGCACUCUGCGAGCGGAGCCUCACUGGCCAGACGACCUCGACGCAACAUUCAUCAAGCAGUGGGCUCGCCAGAACCCCCAGGAGUGGGAACACCGCCUGCGCGAGUGGCUCCCUACAUGGAAUCUCCGCACCACACGCACUGCCGCCCCCAUCACUGUCACAGCGUGGUGCGUCGCGCUGUGCAUCCCUGUCGGCCACGACCAACUCUCUGCCGCUCUCCUGCCGGAGUACACCGAAAAAACCAUCCACCACGUCAACAUGCCCCUGCGCAUUCCGACAUGGGACCUGCCUCUGCGCACCGCCGCAGUCGUCCAGUGGGCGAAGCAACAUCCAGACGAGUGGCCUCCCAUUCUGCAACUCUCCCUUGACACCUGCGGCGUGCACUCACCAUCCAGCGACGCGACGCUCGAGCCAACGCUGGAAACGUGGUGCUCUGCUUACGACAUAGACUCCACGGACCUGCACAAACGUCGUCGGCAACGCGCGAAACAGAUCGUCGCCGACACUGAGCUCUACGUGACCCUGCCGAUUACCGCAGACGACUUGCACGCCCUAUGCACCUGCAACUACGACACAGUGCACCAAGAGGCUGCUAAGAGCGCCCUUCGCCUGUCGCCCGCGUCUGGCCGAGACUCUCCACGGCCCGGUUCGGAGACCAACAUCGGUUCCACUCGGUUCUCAACCGCAAAGUUCUCUUCCGAGCCCAGCUCUCCGAAGAGGAAGUCCAGCAAUGGGAACGACACCUCGGGCGCGACAUCUGGACUGAAACGGCCGUCAGCGAUUCCUACAUUCCUGCCGGCCUUCUUCGUGACCAGGGCACUCGACAUUCGUUCCCUCGCAUACCUCUCUGUGGCGCCCCCGUCGCAUGCUACCUUUGUGGCCAUGGCUGCGACCCGAAGGAGGGGCAGCGGUCUCAAUGAGCACCUACCCGAGGUCCACUGCAGCGUCGACGGCCUGGACGCCUUGCGCCUCGAGGAAGAGUACCGCAAGAGAGUUUACGGCACAAGCGUCGUGCACCCUUGGGCCACCGAUUCCGACGGCACUGCCUGGCGAUGGAUACUGGACAGCACAACUAUCCCUGUCUCCACGGACGGUGGCCCUGGUCUACAGCCGGACAACACGCUGCGACCAUACUCCGACGGCAGCUUUCCUUCCAUACCCACGUGCCUGAGCUGCAGACUCGACCUCUCCAAGAACACGCCCCUCCUCCCUCGGUGCGCGCUCGCUAACGACAACCUCAUCCUGCGAGAACCUGUAGCGUUCCGGAAACACGGUGCGAAGCUAUCUCCCAUGACGUUCGCCAUGCUCGCCCUCGCCCGCAUGCUCGUGCGGGAAAUAAUCGCUGAGAAAACAAAGAAGGCGGAUCCCCGCACGAAACAGAAGGGAUUGCGUGGCAAUUCAAUUUGCUUCCCGCAGGCGCACGCCAGGGAGCUGGUGACCCAAGUUUCUCAGCAGUUCUCCGCAGACGGCCUCUCCAUCGCGCUUGCGGGUGCAUCCGUGGACGACUUGGACAAGGCUACGUGGGCUGAGCUUACCACGCCCUCGACAUCGACGAAGACGAAGCCGCACGACGACUCCAAGAAGCGGGGCACAGCUGCGCUGAAGUUCUCCAACAAGCCACUAGCAUUCAAGCCACCACACACACGGACCGCCGACGACCUUUGCCCCGACUCCGACGACGUGAACCUCCACUGCGCCGCCACGGACUUCUCCACGGGUGCACUAGAUGCUGACCGAGCGGCUUGCGAGUUCGCUGCCAAGCUCGAGCUCCUGUCCUCCAAACUUUCCACAGAUGUACUUAGGUUCGCAAGCAUGGAGACUUGCUUCGGCGCCCUAACUUGUCUUUUUCUUCGGUUAGUGUGCGAUAGCGUUGGUUAG